Erigeron canadensis is the source of this 969-nucleotide messenger RNA. RefSeq names its product GDSL esterase/lipase At2g23540-like. The record is from RefSeq and is a predicted model, not a curated record. The coding region runs from base 1 to 969 and encodes 322 amino acids. Gene Ontology annotation, molecular function: hydrolase activity, acting on ester bonds. The transcript has 5 exons. NCBI's taxonomy places the organism in Eukaryota, Viridiplantae, Streptophyta, Magnoliopsida, Asterales, Asteraceae.
AUGGAUGUGGGCACAAACAACUACGUCGAAAACUGCACUGCAAGGGUCAAUCACAAAUACUACGGAAUAGAUUAUCCAGGGUCCGAAGCAACAGGGAGGUUCAGCAAUGGCUUCAACACUGCUGACACUAUCGUCCAACAAUUGGGUGGCUAUGACCGCAGUCCACUGCCAUAUCUUGCACUCGUUAAUUCUAGUACGAACUUUUCGGGAGAUGUACUUCGCGGGGUUAACUUUGCUUCUGGGGGUGCUGGCCUUGCUACACAAAUUGGGCAAAGUUUUUAUGGGAAAGUGAUAUCUAUGGAAGAGCAAGUCCAGCAGUUCGGGACAGUUAGGGGAAACAUAACAGCAUUACUCGGUGAAUCUAAAGGUGACCUUUUGCUUCAAAAUUCAAUGUACAUCAUCAGCAUUGGAAGCAACGAUGUCAUGACCUACAUAUUCAUGCGUCAAAUGACUCCUGAGCAGUUUAUCAUCAACAUAACAGAAACCUAUGCCAUCCAUCUAAAGAACUUAUAUAGUCUGGGGGCAAGAAAGUUUGGAAUUUUAAGUAUUCCACCAAUUGGGUGUUGUCCACUUGCCCGUUCAUUCAACGGUGGUAAUUGUACUGAUGAUACAAACAACUUGGCUGCAGCAUUGUACAAACCGUUUGAAUCCCUUUUGCAAAACUUAAGCUCUACACUAGAAGGGUUCAAGUACUCGCUUGGGAACACAUACAAUAUGACAAUGAAUGUCAUUACCAAACAAAUUGGGUUCAAAGAUGUCAAAUCAGCCUGUUGUGGGACUGUGACACAGCAGGGAUUAGGAGACUGCAAGGAAGGAGCGCACCUUUGCACAAAUCGUGAUGAUUUAUUGUUCUGGGAUGCAUUUCAUCCGACUCAAAAAGGCUCUCAACUGGCUGCUAGUGCAUUGGUUUUCAGCCAAGAUCCAGAAGUCGUGACUCCCAUCAAUUUUGGCAGUCUAAGAAAUGCUUAA